Molecule: messenger RNA, 4232 nt
Organism: Podarcis lilfordi (Lilford's wall lizard)
Lineage: Eukaryota; Metazoa; Chordata; Lepidosauria; Squamata; Lacertidae
Source: the annotation of a GenBank genome assembly
AUGACAAGCCAAAAGUGGGAUCGCAAAGACGAGAAGAAGGUACCAGUUGCAUCCGGGCUGGCUGGCUGGCAGGUGGGCCCCGCGAGGGCAGGAUUCUGCUCUCAACUCCCCUCUCGGUGGAGAGGCUUGCUUCUUCUCCCUGCCUGGCAGCGGGGGUUGGGAUGGAUGACCUUCGGGGAUCCCUUUCCCCCCCUUCCAACUCUGCCCCCACCAGAAGCUGGAGCUCAGAGCAGAAUCGGGCCCUCUCUCGGCGUGGGAAUCCGCUUUUCUGUUUCAAAAGCUCUCUCCGUUCUCUUCCUCUUCCCCCCUUCGCCUCCAUUCCCUGCCCCGCCACGCCUCUCCUCCUUACCCACCGCCUGGCCUGCCCCUCCUGCCCCACAACCUCUCUCUUUCUGCAGCUGCUGAAGCCCCUGAUGGAGAAGAGGCGGAGGGACAGGAUGAAUCAAAGCCUCGACCGGCUCCGGGUCUUGCUUUUCGAAGCGACCCAGGACGAGGUAAGGGCGAUGGACCCAUCUCCCCCUCUCUCGGGCUGCUUACAUGCAGCACAUUUUUAAAGCACCCGCUCAAGGAAGCCUGGGAAUUGUAGUUCGUACCGGGUGCUGGGAAUUGUAGUUCUGCGGGAAUGGGGGGAGGGAAAGGAUGGUUCCCACGAUUUUUUGGGAAGGGGAGUGCCCCCAUCUCUCCCUCUCCCGGGCUGCUUAUAUGCAGCACAUUUAAAGCGCCCGCUCAAGGAAGCCUGGGAAUUGUAGUUCGUACUGGGUGCUGGGAAUUGUAGUUCUGCGGGGAUGGGGGGAGGGAAAGGAUGGUUCCCAGGAUUUUUUGGGAAGGGGAGUGGCCCCAUCUCUCCCUCUCUCGGGCUGCUUACCUGCAGCACAUUUCAAGCGCCCGCUCAAGGAAGCCUGAGAACUGUAGUUCAUACCGGGUGCUGGGAAUUGUAGUUCUGUGGGGAUGGGUGGGAGGGAAAGGAUGGUUCCCAGGAUUUUUGGGAAGGGGAGUGGGGUGGAAAUGUGCUGUGAAUGCAGGGUUUUGGUUUGUUGUUGUCGCUGGCAUCGGUCUGUCUGGGGAGACAAUGGAGUGCGCCUCCGGGGGUGAAGCCAAACUGCUGCGUUGCAGCACCGAAGUGUGCAAGCCUGGGCAGUGUGUGUGUCUGGAGGUCCCGGGCUGCCCAGAUGACAAGACCCCCCCUCUCGGCUUGGCUGAUGUGGUCCAAAAGAAAACAGAGCAAGACAUUUGGCACCAGCUUGGCUGCAGGAGUUGCCGGAAGGAGGCAAAACAAGGCUCCAUCCAACAGUUUUAGGGACUGCACUCUGGAUUUGUGUAGGGUUUACAUGGGAGCCUUUUCUUCUGAAGAUAUCCUGCAAGGCUGUGGAGGUUGGGCCUGGAGCCUGUCUUUCCGCAGGUCCCUAACUCAUCAAGAGUUUGAGACCCAGCUAGCUGAAGCCUAACUCUCUCAAUGCCCGCCUCCUGUUUUAGAGCCCCAACCCGCCCCCCGCAAAUCAAACAAAGAAUAUUUUAUUUUCACCCCUACUUUCCUUCCCCAUUUUUUCUCCCACCCUCUUCUUUUGUCUUGUUUUUUCUCCCCCCUGCAGAGACUUAAAAACCCCAAAGUGGAAAAGGCAGAAAUUUUGCAAAAAACAGUUCAGUUUUUGAAGACACAGCCUUUAUCAGGUAUAACGUUUCUUGUAUUGUUGUUUUUUUAUUUAUUUUAUUAUUAUUAUUAUUGUUUUUGUUAUUUAUUACUUUUAUUAUUGUUGCUACUUUAGAAAACAACCCUCCGGAGAAAUGGAAAGGCUUUUUGGGAAAGGGAGUGAGGGACUUAGGUGUGGAAUAACAGUCUCCCCAGGAAUUUUUUCGAAACAGGUUUAACUUCCUAGUAGUUGAAUUUGCCCUGAGGAGGCCCCUAGGCAGUCGAAAUCUGGAGAGGCCCCCUCACAAAUCAUCUUCAAGCUUCUGCUUGGCUUGAUUGUAAUUUUCUUCCAUGAUCAAAUCAAUAUUAUUUUGAUCCAUCGUCGCAGCACCUCUAAAAGGCCCAUAAACCGGUGCCUUCUGUGCCUAUUUGGCAAUCUGGCACUCAAUGAAGGUUUGCACAUUAGGUGUUUAAAGCACCAAACUUUUCCCAAGGAAUCCUGGGAACUGUAGUUUGCAAAGGGUGCUGGGAAUUGUUGUUCUGUGGGGGGUGAACUACAGACUCCAGGAUAUUUUAGGCAGGAAGGUAAACGGCGUUUCCGUAGUCAUGCUGGCCCCGUGACCCGGAAGCUGUACGCUGGCUCCCUCUGCCAAUAAAGCGAGAUGAGCACCGCAACCCCAGAGUCGGCCACGACUGGACCUAAUGGUCAGGGGUCCCUUUACCUUUACCUUACCACGAGGAAACAGGCCCCCAGCACCGGGAAAACCUCUUGGAAAUUCUAUAUAAUGUAUGUGCAUAUUUUAAUGGGUCUCUGGGCCUCCCUUCCGCAUCUCUUUCCAAGGUGGUUGACAUUUCUGGUGCGGAUAAUAAUAAUAAUUUAUUUUUUGUACCCCGCCCAUCUGGCUGGGCUUCCCCAGCCACUCUGGGCGGCUUCCAACAAAUAUUAAAAAUACAUUAAAAUGUCACAGAUUAAAAACUUCCCUGAACAGGGCUGCCUUCAGAUAUCUUCUAAAUGUCAGGUAGUUGCUUAUCUCCUUGACAUCUGCUGGGAGGGCGUUCCACAGGGCGGGCGCCACCACAGAGAAGGCCCUCUGCCUGGUUCCCUGUAGCUUUGCUUCUCACAGUGAGGGGACCGCCAGAAGGCCCUCGGCGCUGGACCUCAGUGUCGAGCAAGGGCUGUAGCUGAGCGGCAGAACAUCCGCCUUGCAUGCAGACGGUCCUGAGUUCAAAUUCCAGGUACGGCUGGGACGAGACUUACUGCUUGAAACCCUGGAGAGCUGCUGCCAGCCACUACUAAGCUAGAUGGACCAUUGACACAACAAAGCCUUUUACUAUAUUCCUGUUGUUGUUUAGUCGUGUCCGCCUCUUCGUGACCCCCUGGACCAGAGCACGCCAGGCACUCCUCUGUCUUCCACUGCCUCCCGCAGUUUGGUCUAACUCAUGCUGGUAGCUUCGAGAACACUGUCCCACCAUCUCGUCCUCUGUCGUCCCCUUCUCCUUGCGCCCUCCAUCUUUCCCAACAUCAGGGUCUUUUCCAGGGAGUCUUCUCUUCUCAUGAGGUGGCCAAAGUCUUGGAGCCUCAGCUUCACGAUCUGUCCUUCCAGCGAGCACUCAGGGCUGAUUUCCUUAAGAAUGGAGAGGUUUGAUCUUCUUGCAGUCCAUGGGACUCUCCAGAGUCUCCUCCAGCACCAGAAUUCAAAAGCAUCCAUUCUUUGGCGAUCAGCCUUCUUUAUGGUCCAGCUCUCACUUCCAUACAUCACUACUGGGAAAACCAUAGCUUUAACUAUACGGACCUUUGUUGGCAAGGUGAUGUCUCUGCUUUUUAAGAUGCUUUCUAGGUUUAUGGGUUAGCAAACCCAUAAAGACGAAGGUUUGCGCUGAAUUUCUGGGCCCCACCUCUCAAGGCACAUAACGGUGAUUUCUGUCCUCAACAUGGUCUCCAACUGCCUGGGAUUUCUCUCUCUCUCUUAAAAAAUAAAAGGAAAGGGAGGGAAACCAAAUAACCUGUUUUCGGGGGCUGCCCUGCCAAUCUGGGACCCUGAGAGGUGUGCUUGCAAGUUGCCCAACGGAUCUCUAAACUGUUGUCAUUUCUCUUCCUCUCUCUCUCUUUCUUUAUUCCACCCUUCUUGCUGCAUACACCACAGAGACCAAGCACAAGGAAGAUGCCCUCCUGCAAAGGUACCACAGCGGCUACAGGGAGUGCCUGACCCAAGCCACCCACUUCCUCCGGGCCAGUCCGGGGAUCUGCACGGGGAAAAAGGCCUACCUGAUGGAGCACAUCUGCCACUGCAUGGAGAAGAUCACAGCCAGCCCACGGAGGGAAGUCCACCGGCCUCCACCGGCCGCCCCCACCCCCAGCUACGAGCUGCAGCAGCGGUAUAGCCCAGAUGUCUUUGCCGGGUGCAGCCCCCCACUCAGUGGGACCCCCUACGUCCUGCACCCGCCUUCCUCCACCUACCCGGCCAGCCAAGGACUGCAGGCCCGACUCGGCGGAUCAGCCCAGCAGGGCAGCUGCAGCAGGGCGCAGCAGAACAAACUCUCGGAAACGCGGAACUCCUCGCCGCAGUGUCCGCAGGCGCUGAACGUAUGGAGGCCCUGGCCUUGA